This is a messenger RNA of Rhagoletis pomonella (apple maggot), 678 nucleotides long. RefSeq names its product zinc finger BED domain-containing protein RICESLEEPER 4-like. NCBI's taxonomy places the organism in Eukaryota, Metazoa, Arthropoda, Insecta, Diptera, Tephritidae. Bases 242 to 631 code for a protein of 129 amino acids. The record is from RefSeq and is a predicted model, not a curated record. The transcript has 4 exons. Gene Ontology annotation, molecular function: DNA binding.
CUAUUUUAUAUGAUAUUGCCUAAAAAACCCUAAAUGUACAAAUCAGACGAUGUUUUCGUAAAAUAUUAACAAGCAUAAUAUGUACGGCAACCGCAUCUCGACAAUACUGCCAUCACAAACACUCAUCCCUUUCUCGUACUUAUCGCAACAGUCCUACCAACCGCUAUAGUUCUUGCGGCAACGUUGUUAGAUUUUUUCAAAUUCGCAAUAGCUGUGGUAACUCUCUUUUCAAAGAAAAUCUAUGUUUGAAUAUUAUACAUUAACGUUCGAAAUGGCGUCGCGUUUGAAAAACGAAGGUAAACGGAGCGGAUUAUGGCAGCACUUUACAGCGGUGGAUGCAGUAAGGGCAAAAUGCGAUUUUUGUAAAACUACUCUGUCUUACAAAGGUGGAGGUACAUCCAAUUUACGAAAGCAUCUGCUUGUUAAGCAUCCAUCAAUUGAGUUAUCGCAAACAACAUCGGUAAGAAACGAUGAACAUGCCACAAUGGCCCCUGAACAUAGUACGUCAUCAGCUACAAAACAAACGAGGCUCAGCAACUACACGCAACCAAAAUUAUCAAAAGAAAUGGUAACAGCUUUAAAUAAGAAGCUACUGCAUUUCCACGAUAGCCGGUUCUACGUACCGGAAUGACUCGGGUUUUACCCGACCAAGGGCUGUUGGGCUGUAACAUGAUACAA